Onychostoma macrolepis is the source of this 2163-nucleotide messenger RNA. RefSeq names its product aryl-hydrocarbon-interacting protein-like 1. Bases 5 to 2146 code for a protein of 713 amino acids. The transcript has 8 exons. NCBI's taxonomy places the organism in Eukaryota, Metazoa, Chordata, Actinopteri, Cypriniformes, Cyprinidae. The record is from RefSeq and is a predicted model, not a curated record. Gene Ontology annotation, molecular function: peptidyl-prolyl cis-trans isomerase activity; protein binding.
UAAAAUGCAAGAGACGUAUUUGCUUGCCCAUCCUGGAGUAAAAAAGAAGAUUCUGCAUGGAGGUCAAGGACCAUUGCCGCAUUUUCCGAAGGGAACCAAGCUGGUGUUCCACUUUCAGACUCUGUUGGACAACUUUGAAAGAACAGUGAUUGACGACAGUCGCAAAAAUAAGCGUCCCACAGAGAUUUUCGUGGGGAGGAUGUUCAAGCUGGAGGUGUGGGAGGUGCUGUUAACCUCCAUGAGGAUUGGAGAGGUGGCGGAGUUUUGGUGUGAUGCUGUUCACACAGGUCUUUAUCCCAUGGUGUCAAAAGGGAUGCGACUGGCUGCUCAGGGAAAGGACCCUCUAGACGGCCAAAGACACACAUGUGGUAUGGGAAACUUGUUUCACUACCAUUCGACAGGCUUUCCAGAGCUUGAUGAGAUAAUGAGGACACCUCAGCCUCUAAUCUUCAUCAUGGAACUAAUCUCGCGGGAGUCUUGGAUGAUGGAGAAGGAUGAGAAGCUAAAGGUCGUGCCCUCGCUACAUCUUUUGGGCAAUGCUUUGGUCAAGCAGGGUCGGUUCCGUGAAGCUGCAGAAAAGUACCAAGAGGCUGUGGUUCUGCUGCGAACAGUCCAAUCCAGGGAGAUGCCUGGAGAUGAAGACUACAUUAAUCUGGACAGGCUUAUCAUUCCUCUUGUACUGAACUACUGCCAGUGCAUGUUAGAGCUGGAGGAAUAUUACGAGGUCAUAGAACAUACGACAGAGCUCCUGGACAAACACAAAGACUGUGUCAAGGCCUACUACAAGCGAGCGAAGGCCUAUACGGCUGUGUGGAGUGAGAGGGAGGCCAGGAGAGACUUCCAGAUGGUGUCCAACCUAGACAUCACACUGUCUCGAUUGGUGCAAAGAGAACUCGAUCUUCUCUCUGAGAGAAUGAAGGAAAAAUACUGGGAGGAUAAAGAAAGGUACUGGAACAUCCUGGAAGAAAGAGAAAAGGAACCAGAGAAGGAAGGCAUCUCUGAGAUGGAUGCAAAAGAGGAAAGCAGGGGGGAACAUUCUCAGUCCCCUGAAGUGGUCAAAGAUGCUGAGGAGGGAGAGAAUCCAUCUGUAGCACAGGAAAACAAGCAUGACACCAAAAGUGAAGAGUCGGCAGCGGAGGCCAAUCACAGGAUAACAGCUCUGACCGAGGGCAAGGACUGGCAGCAGAUGCUACGACUAAUUAUGCUGCUCCAAGACGAAGGAAAUUUCAAUGUGAAAGAGCAUAAAUACACUGAGGCGAAUGCUAAGUUCAAGGAGGCUCUGGAAUAUGUAGACCAUCUCCAAACUAAGGUGGAACAUAAAGGAGAAGACUGGGAAUCUCUAGAGAAAGUCCGUCUGCCACUCUGUCUAAACCUCAGUCAGUGUAAGCUGGAGCUUGGGGAAUGCCAAGAAGUGGUGGAUCUCAACUCUAAACUUCUGAAGAAACAUAAAGACAAUCUAAAAGCUGUGUACCAGCGGGCCCUGGCUCACGCCGCAUUAUGUAACGAAGACGAGGCCCACAGGGAUUUCAGUAGGGUCCUGCAACUGGAUCCCAAAUUCAAACCCAUCGUCAAGCAGGAGAUUAAGAAGAUGAGUGAGAACAUAAGAGUGAAGUGCAUCAAUGAAAACAAAAACUACUGGACAAGCUCUCAGGAGAAGUGGGAAAAGAAGGCUCAGGCCAAGAGAGGAAAGAAGAUGAAGAAAGGAGUGACAUGGGCGGAUGAGAGUAAAAUGUCGGGAAGGAACGAUGAGGGACAACUGGCAAGAUCAGGCUGCGGUGGCAAAUCAGAGGAGAGCUGCAGUGUCAAAGAAGGUAAUAAAGAUGAAGGACAGGAUGAGAACAAAAAGGACGAGAGCUCUCUGACCCUGAAAGAAGCAAAACAAAAAACUGUGGCUGUAGAUAAAGACAGGGAUUCAGUCCAAAGCAAUGUGCUGGGAGAUAGUACACAGAGAUCACAGACAGAUAGCGGGGCCACUGAAACUAUACUGACCAAUGACAUUACAAAGAAAAAUGAUGGCCAGGAUGAGAUCACAGAAGAAAAACAAGAAUCUCCUGCAAAGCCAGACAAAGAUGCAAGCAGUGGAGCAUCAAGGGAAGAAAGACUGACGGACACGACUGAAGAUGAUGAAACAGAGGAAAGCUACUGAAUUUAAGAUGGAGAAGA